Messenger RNA from Drosophila busckii, 1606 nucleotides. Its product is annotated as protein O-glucosyltransferase 2-like. Gene Ontology annotation, cellular component: endomembrane system. Gene Ontology annotation, molecular function: protein binding; glucosyltransferase activity. The transcript has 3 exons. Lineage: Eukaryota; Metazoa; Arthropoda; Insecta; Diptera; Drosophilidae. The coding region runs from base 34 to 1572 and encodes 512 amino acids. The record is from RefSeq and is a predicted model, not a curated record.
UCACUAGUUUAAUUGUAAACAAACGUCUAAUAAAUGUUUUUUUCACAAUUCUCUUCGAUGUAUUUUAAAAGAGUUUAUAUUAUAGUUGUAUUUUCAGUAAUUGCUAUAUUGAGAAUAUAUGUGUGCAAUGACAAAAUUGUAGAUGUUGGUAAAACCCUUGUUUGGGGGCCAGGGCUUAGUCCUGAUGUCGUUGUUUUACCUGCAAGAUAUUUUUUUAUUCAUGCUGUGGAUACUACAGGAAAAAAAUUUACGGCGCCUUCUUAUAUACAAUUUGAAGUACAAAUAAAGGGACGUUCACCUCAUGGAAUAUGUCGGUCUAAUAUAAAUCUUAUUAACAGAGGGGAUGGUUCAACAGUUGUUCGUUACGUUAUUAGUGAUUGGUGUGAUCAGGUUUCAAUUAAUGUGCAUUAUAAUGGGUCCCAUGUAGCGCAGUCUCCUUUUUUUGUACGAAACAAAGUUUACUCGGAACGAUGUUAUUGUCCACAGGAACUUAAUCUAUGGCUUUUAAAUAAUAAUUGUGGCGCCUAUUUAGAUGAUAAACAGAUAAAAUGGGACUUACAUUCAUUUAAGCGGGUUAAUUUCAGUGCCAUUAGAGAAAAUUUAUUAAAACGAUACAAUGUUCCUGAAAGUAUUUCAUUGUGUCAUUAUGUCAUUAAAAACCAGCAAAUUUGGAGAAAAUGUUAUGGGAAAUAUACGGGUUUCAAAAUGUUUAUGGAUGCCACAUUGACCGCAUUGGCGCGCGUUGUGCUUCUUCCCGACAUGGAAUUUUACUUAAAUCUUGGAGACUGGCCGAUAUCUAAAAAAGGUGGCCAACAACGUACUUCCGGGCCUUACCCAAUUUUCUCUUGGUGUGGCAGUGAAGACUCGUAUGAUAUAACAUUGCCAACAUAUGAUAUUACAGAGUCGUCAAUUGAAAAUAUGGGUCGAGUUAUGCUUGAUAUGUUAUCAGUACAGAAAAAUGAUAUUUCCUGGGAUAGCAAAAAAGAAAAAGCAUUUUUUCGUGGUAGAGACUCGCGACGGGAAAGAUUACACCUUGUUGAUUUAUCUAAAAAAUAUCCAGAAAUCAUAAAUGCCUCCAUUACUAACUUUUUUUUCUUUCGAAACGAAGAAAGUAAAUAUGGCCCUAAAGUCCCACAUGUAUCAUUCAUGGAAUUUUUUAAGUAUAAAUAUCAGAUAAACAUUGAUGGGGCUGUUGCUGCAUACCGUUUGCCUUAUCUAUUGGCUGGUGGAUCACUAGUCUUAAAACAAGAGUCUCCCUAUUACGAGCAUUUUUACAGUAAACUUAUCCCAUAUAAGCAUUAUGUGCCCAUUAAACGUGAUCUGAGUGAUAUUGUGGAAAAAAUAACUUGGGCAAAGAAAAAUGAUCAACGUGUACAAGAAAUUGUCGCGAAAUCGCGUGAAUUUGUUGAAAAAAAUCUAUUACCACAACAUAUAUAUUGCUAUCAUAUGACACUAUUCAAGGAAUGGAACUCGCGACUAGUAGCUCCUAUAGUUGUACUUCCAGAUAUGGAAAAGCUUAAUUUUACACACAUGUGCUCAUGCAAUGAAAAUCAUGUACGAGACGAGCUAUAACCAGUAUAAAACUAUAUAAAGAAUUAGCUUUAAG